AUGAAGAGGAGGUUAGAACUCAAUGAUCAAGCUGGGAUUAAUGUGAGUAGAAAUUUUCGGUCCUUGGUCGGUGAAGCAAAUGGGUAUGAGAAUCUCACAUUUGGAGAAAAAGACUGCAGAAACCACAUAGACAAAGUAAGACAAUUACGACUUGGGACAGGAGAUGCUGAAGCAAUACAGAAAUACUUUGUUAGGAUGCAAAAACAAAAUAGUCAAUUUUAUUAUGUAAUGGAUGUCGAUGAUGAAAGUCGAUUACGAAAUGUGUUUUGGGCAGAUGCAAGAUGUAGGGCCGCAUAUGAAUAUUUUGGCGAAGUCAUAUCUUUCGACACCACUUACUUAACAAAUAAAUAUGACAUGCCUUUUGCUCCUUUUGUUGGCGUAAACCAUCAUGGUCAGUCGAUGUUGCUAGGUUGUGCUCUGUUGUCAAAUGAGGAUACUGAAACUUUUACUUGGUUGUUUAAGACUUGGUUAGAAUGUAUGCAUGGACGUUCUCCAAAUGCCAUAAUCACUGAUCAAGACGGAGCAAUGAAAAAGGCAAUUGAGGUUGUCUUUCCGAAGGCUCGUCAUCGGUGGUGCUUAUGGCAUUUAAUGAAAAAGAUUCCAGAAAAGUUUGGUAGACACUCUGACUACGAGUCUAUCAAAACACUUUUGCAUGAUAUUUUGAAAGGGUUAUUUGUUGAACGGCAUCGUUGGGUUCCUGCAUAUGUAAGGGACACAUUUUGGGCUGGAAUGUCAACUACACAACGAAGUGAAAGUAUGAACUCAUUUUUUGAUGGAUAUGUGACCUCAAAGACAACACCGAAGCAAUUUGUUGAGCAGUAUGAUAAUGCAUUGAAAGAUAAAAUUGAAAAGGAAAACAUUGCCGACUUUCGUUCGUUUAAUACGGUUAUUGCUUGUAUUAGUCACUUUGGCUUUGAGUUCCAAUUCCAAAAAGCCUUUACCAAUGCAAAGUUUCAGGAAUUCCAAUUGGAAAUAGCUUCUAUGAUGUACUGUCAUGCAUGUUUCAACAGAUUGGAGGGUUUGGAUUCAAUAUUUUCUGUUACAGAAAGUAAGAAAGUAUAUGACAAGAUGAAAGAUAUUGUGUUCAUGGUGCUCUUCAAUGAAAAAGACUUCAUGUUAAAAUGCACCUGCCACUUGUUUGAAUUUAAAGGCAUUUUAUGUAGGCACAUCCUUUGUGUGCUUAAGCUCAUAGGGAAAACAGAUUUCGUGCCAUCUAAUUAUAUUUUGGCACGGUGGAGGAAAGAUAUAAAGCGGAGGUAUACACUUAUUAAAUGUGGUUUUGAUAAUUUGGUUGGAAAAACUGAAUUGCAACGUGUUGAUAAAGCUUGUGACGCCUUUUAUGAAUUUGCUUCAACAAGGAUAAAUAGUGAAGAUGAUUUAGUGAAAGUGAUGAACUGGAUUCAAAACAUGAAAAUUGAGUUACCAUGUAAUGAAACAUCUCCUAGAAUUAUAGAAGAAGACUGUUCAGUUCAAAGCCAAGCUACCAUUCUUGAUCCUAAACUGGCUCGAAGUAAAGGGCGUCCUCCUUCGAAAAGGAAGACAUCUAAAUUUGAUCAGAUUGGCCCAUGCAUAUCUAGAGGUCAAGAAAUCGAAUAUGAAGUGUGUUACAGAUCUCAACUUGGAGAUGGAAUUGGCACACAAGAGAGCAUUCAAGUAAACAAAGAAUAUUCUAGUCAAGAGCAGAACAAUGUACGGAGUGGUGAAAAUGGUAGUGUAAAUACUGUAGCUCCCUUCAAUCCAAAUCAAGAAUAUCUUGGUGAAGAAAACAAGGCUCCUUAUUAUUCUGAGGUCAUAAACCAUAAUGCUGCUUGUUCAGAUCUGUUACAGUCAUGGUAUGAGGGUCUGCAUGAUUUGCAGUUUGGGUGA
Molecule: messenger RNA, 1866 nt
Organism: Medicago truncatula (barrel medic)
Lineage: Eukaryota; Viridiplantae; Streptophyta; Magnoliopsida; Fabales; Fabaceae
Product: protein FAR-RED IMPAIRED RESPONSE 1-like
Exons: 6
Coding region: 1-1866 (621 amino acids)
Molecular function (GO): zinc ion binding
Source: RefSeq, a predicted model, not a curated record